Messenger RNA from Neltuma alba, 504 nucleotides. RefSeq lists its product as uncharacterized. The record is from RefSeq and is a predicted model, not a curated record. The transcript has a single exon. Gene Ontology annotation, molecular function: zinc ion binding. Bases 1 to 504 code for a protein of 167 amino acids. NCBI's taxonomy places the organism in Eukaryota, Viridiplantae, Streptophyta, Magnoliopsida, Fabales, Fabaceae.
AUGGGGCCAAAGAUAGAGACCAAACUAAAGGAAAAUGUGGAGGUUAGUAAGCAGUUCAUUACAACAGAUUAUGGUAUGGGAAAUGUCAAUAUCCAAACCUCACGUGGACACCACCGAGUAAGUCUUAGCUUGCACCAUUGUAGUUGUGCAGAGUGGCAGAUGACAGGGAUUCCAUGUAGGCAUGCUUGUGCAGCGGUGAAAACUGUCCAUGGUGAUAUUUAUGAUUAUAUUGAGGGAUGGUACAAAUUUUCAUGUCAACAGAAGAUUUAUGGCAGGUGCAUGACUCCGGUGGUCACAAUUGACAUGCCAAAUAUAAAUGACUAUAGGAUGGAGAAUAUAUCUAAUCAAAUUUUGCUGCAACCCCCAAUCACAAGUCAGGCUCCUGGAAGGCCUAAGAUUACAAGGCAUGAGUCACAAUACCAAGACAAAAAGAUAUACCGCUAUACUCAAUGUCAUCAAGUUGGACAUACAAGAAGGACGUGCAAAAACCCAAAUCCAAGUUGA